AUGGAGGAAAGCCAAACUUGUCUGUAUUCUCCUCCAACAAUGGAGGUUGAAUUUGAUAUUUGUCUCAGUGUUUUCCUGAUGCCUCCCAUUCCUACAGUUCUUAGGUGCUCCUUCCUCUUCCUCUGA
This is a messenger RNA of Panicum hallii, 126 nucleotides long. RefSeq lists its product as uncharacterized. Bases 1 to 126 code for a protein of 41 amino acids. The record is from RefSeq and is a predicted model, not a curated record. NCBI's taxonomy places the organism in Eukaryota, Viridiplantae, Streptophyta, Magnoliopsida, Poales, Poaceae. The transcript has 2 exons.